AGGAAGGGCUUAAUUUUUGGAAUAAAAUUAGAGUUGCGGAUUUCACGCUUUGAGCUCACUGAAGACACCGCACAUUUCAGGAUUACGUUUCACAUUCCAGUUGUAAUAGGAUAGCGGCUGUAUAAAGGGCGUUGUGCAAAGAAGACACUUUAUUGACUUUAGUUUUUUAAUAAAUUGUUUACUAAAAGUUACAUCUUUGGAAACAUUUAAGCAUGCGUCUGCAGAGUGUGUUUCGUGCGGUGAUCAUGGGGCCCCCGGGCUCAGGGAAGGGGACCGUGUCCAGUCGGAUAGCACAGAGUUUUGGACUCAAGCAUCUCUCCAGUGGGGACUUGCUGCGGGCGAAAAUCGAGGCGAAGACAGAUUUGGGCCUGCUGAUGAAGUCAUGCAUUGAUCAGGGUCAGCUGGUUCCUGAUGAUGUCAUCUCUCGUCUCAUCCUGUCCAGUCUGAGCAGUAUUGGGCAAAGCAGCUGGCUUCUAGAUGGUUUCCCCCGUACUGUGUCUCAGGCUGAGGCGCUGGACAGCGUGUGUGAUGUGGACACUGUUAUCAACCUGAACGUGCCUUUCCAUACCAUCAGAGAGCGUCUAACGUCACGCUGGGUGCAUCUUCCCAGCGGCAGGGUCUAUAAUAUAGACUUCAACCCGCCAAAGAAGCCAGGUCUUGAUGAUGUCACCGGGGAACCGUUGCUUCAGAGAGAUGAUGACACUCCUGAAACUGUCACCAGAAGACUAAAGGACUAUGAGAGACAGACACAGCCAGUUCUAGAGUAUUACAGGAGUAAAGGAGUGUUGGAGACAUUCACAGGAACUGAAACCAACAAGAUAUGGCCUCACGUUCAUGCCUUCUUGACCAGGAAAAUCCCAGGAAAUCAGCAGGCAUUGGGAAAAGCAUAAUUCCAAUGUGUUGGACAGCAGACAAUUACAAUUGUAAAACACACUGUUGGGUCUGAGCACAAUGCACCACAAUAGCCUUAACCAGUCUACUGUAUUUAGACUUGCGACACUCAUAUGUUGAAGCGUUUGAUUUGACUAAAUAAGGAUGCCAGACAACACAAGGUUUAUGGCCAAACUAGUGCUUUGCUCGAGCAUUGCCACUUUAAGCAAACAAACUUUUUAGUAUUACAGAAGUAGUAAUGCUAAGAUUAAUAAUUCACUCUUAAAUUCAAUUAAUUUCCAGCUUUGUGUCAGUAUAAGUAAACUAACCCGUAGGGUGAAACAGUAGUUGUUUUUAAACUAAGUGACUCCAAAAAUGUGGACACAAAAAUUCCAAAACAUUCCUGUUUGUUUUAGCCAUAUUAGCAUUUAUUAUUAAAUCUUCCUAGAAAAGAAAAAUAUAUUGAAUUAAAAAUAUCUUAAUAAUCUUUGCAACUUUGAGAUUUCAAUUAUAUUUUUAAAUGUACUGCUCAAUUAAUGUGAAUUAUGUCCUGUACUUUUCCGGUGUCAUUAUAAUGUAGAUUGACAGCCGAUGCUUUGAUUGUGAUAUUUCUUAUCGACCAUGAAACCAAUUUUGCACUGACUGCAAGAUGAUUGUAAGAAUUAAUAGUCUUAGAGGGAAUAUUUUUAUAAUAAAAUACAAAUAUAGAUAUAUUUUUAAUUCAGAAACAUUUGUGAAUGCAAUAAAAAGACAAUUACUAAAGGGACAAAUAUAAUGUUUUUUUAAGCCUUUCUGUUGUCUGGUGUCAAAAACCACAUUUAUGUGAUUUCAAAUCCAAUGUAGUGCAAUGUAUUUAUUACUAUAAUUAUGCAUUCAAUCACACUGGAGAAAACACUGUUUUUCACCGCCUAAUAAGAUAACUCUAUGGUACAAUUUGUGAUUCACUGUUUAAAUUGUAGUAUGUGAAUGCACAGUUCCUAAAAAAUGUACCAAGACAAGGUAGUGAUUUCUUGGAGAAGUCCAAAGACACAACUGCAAUAAAGAUAAAGUGGUUGACUGA
Xyrauchen texanus (razorback sucker) is the source of this 1930-nucleotide messenger RNA. Its product is annotated as GTP:AMP phosphotransferase AK3, mitochondrial-like. Gene Ontology annotation, cellular component: cytoplasm; mitochondrion. Gene Ontology annotation, molecular function: ATP binding; AMP kinase activity. The record is from RefSeq and is a predicted model, not a curated record. The transcript has 5 exons. Lineage: Eukaryota; Metazoa; Chordata; Actinopteri; Cypriniformes; Catostomidae. Gene Ontology annotation, biological process: nucleobase-containing compound metabolic process. Bases 213 to 890 code for a protein of 225 amino acids.